Messenger RNA from Cladocopium goreaui, 468 nucleotides. Lineage: Eukaryota; Dinophyceae; Suessiales; Symbiodiniaceae. The record is from the annotation of a GenBank genome assembly.
AUGUUCGCUGGCAGUCUCAAUUUCAUGUCAGGAAUCCCCGGGAUAAGCUGGGUGGCCUCGGCCUUCGCAAAUGGUGCAUGCACAGAUUUGGAUACAAAGAGGAAGGCUGCGACAGAGGUGCGCCUCAAUCGCAAGAUUCACAAGAUCAACGCCAUCAAAAGCAACACGCUGCGGCGCUUGCUAGGAGAGAGAGAAACUCACAGGCCCCGCCAUCGCGGAAGCUCAUCAGAUGAUUGCCCAAGAAGAGGGCGACAAGCACAACAAUGCCACCACGGAAGAAUUGUCCGCCAUCUUAUGCAACAGAUGCCACAAGAAACCCAUGAAAGUCAAGGUCAUGAACUUGAUCCUUAUGAAAUUAUAUUGUCACACCUCCAGGGCUUGAAGUCAUCCACCGAGGCAGAGUGGCAACAGAUGAUGGCAAAGGUGCGCAUGAUGCAGGGCAAGUACGCCUCCCCUGUCCUUGCAUAG